AUGGUUCAAAAACACGCUUGUGAUGCAUGUCACAAACGUAAGAUCCAGUGUGAUUUGACAGACUCUACUGCCCCCUGUAACUGGUGCCAACACCACAAUCUAGCUUGCACUUUCGAUCGUGUCAGGGGCCGUAGGAAGAAAGCCGUCAGGUCUAGAUCCAAACAAACAUCGGAAGGGAGCCUUGUAGAAAGAUUGAGAAAAGUGGAAGAAACACUUGCUCGAACGCUUGCUAGGCAGAAUGACUCUUUGAGCCGGGUAUCACAACAUUCCAAUCCCAGUUCUCCGCCCUCACAAAACAGGCGGAGCCAAGAAGACUCGACAAUGAAUAACGGUAAAGAGCCCAUUCAGAUGGCUGCCACACAGCCAGACUCAUCUACUUCUCCCAUGCUGGACCCAGAAUCUGUCAUCCAAAGAGAGAGCCUCCCUCCUGUUGUGAGCUCUCCCAGUUCUGCUGUUAGCUAUGGACAGCUCCAUUUUGGCGGCUUUCACUUAGGCCACCUUAGCCAGCAUAAUGGGCUGCCAUUGAUAUCGGAUCAAGGCAAGGAGUGGAUUGCGUCUAAAACGGACAUGCAGAUUGAUUUCGACGAAGGACAACAGCUUCUCCCUACGCUUGCACUACCCUUGUCGGCACACCCUUUCAUCGACCCACAGGACCUAUAUACCCUCCCGGAUAGAAUGGCCAUUGAAACACUUUUCAAUGCGUUUGCCAAUUCAUCAUUCAGACUUGUUUUCCCCCUUGUAGACCCAGGACUUUUCUACGAUACAAUAAACCUGGCAUAUCUAAGCUGGAGUGGAAAAUCUCCCUCACUUGAGCAAAUGAGCCAAAAGGCCUGUGUCCUAGCCUUUGCGUCUAUAAUCCCAUUAUUCCAAGGGUCGCUGACUGAUCUACCCCCUGUGGACACCGAUAUAUGUGCCACCAAAGCUCGCGGCCUUCAUGCUGGGCGACUCCGUUCCGCUUCCAUGUUUCACGCCAUUGCUUGCCGCAUGGUCUUUACCCUUGGCGGCCAACACUACACCACAACUGAGACCAACAACGGUCGUAUCUCUCGCGAUGGUCGACAGCGUCGCCAAACAAGACUGCUCUUCUGGCUCAUCUAUAUCUUCGACAAGGACAUCGCUCUCCGGACUGGCCAACCUCCUUUGAUGUCUGAUGACUACUGCGACCUGACCUUGCCGGAGAACUACCUGGAGUGCUACGAAUAUCUCCCUGGCCUAACUCAUCAUCUCCCCCUUGAGUCUCCUGGUGACAAUGGCCUCACACCCCAUCUUCCAGGAGAUCCACGUCUGAGUCAUAUCAAAGAAAAGACCAGCCGCUUGCUCUACUCCGCGCAAGCCGCUAAAAAAACACCUGCUCAGCUUCUAUUUGACAUCAGAGACCUAGACAACGAAUUGGAGACUUGGAGAAAGUCUAUCCCGCAGACCUUCCGACCCCAACUUUCUAUUGUCAGUGACUCUCAAGUUAACGUUGAAGGGAUGCAUCUUCCGCGCAGCAUGCGGGCCAUUACCCUUCAUCUUGAAUACCACCACCUUCUGGCCACUAUUCAUCGCGCCAGUGGCAGAUGCAUGCAUGAUCCUGACCAUGAGGAGUCAAACGUUGACGCACAGUGGCCAUCCACUAUUGAAUCAGGCGUUGAAUCAAGCAUUACUCUGGCGCUAGAAGCGAGCCGUUCAACGCUUGUGUACCUAAAGGCGGCCUUAAAAGGACUAGCCGGGGAAGCUUUCUGGGUUGUUGUGUUUUACCCUACCGCUGCUAUGAUUACUAUCUUCUUCAACAUCCUCAUGCAUCCUCUCCGUAUAACGGCCCAUGCAGACCUACAACUACUUGUAUCUGCCGCUGAGUUGAUCCACAACCUUCCAUCAUCGCACCACAUGUGUCACCAAGAUGAACAAAUGACUCUCGUCAAGGGGUUUUGCAUGGAGCUUGUUCGCCUAGCCAGUGGUGCAAUCAGAAAGGCUACCUCUGAAUCGCAACAAGAACAUGGAUAUCUGCCAACAUCCGACUCAUAG
Fusarium poae is the source of this 2007-nucleotide messenger RNA. RefSeq lists its product as uncharacterized. Gene Ontology annotation, molecular function: DNA-binding transcription factor activity, RNA polymerase II-specific; DNA binding; zinc ion binding. The record is from RefSeq and is a predicted model, not a curated record. The transcript is spliced from 6 exons. Gene Ontology annotation, biological process: DNA-templated transcription; regulation of DNA-templated transcription. Bases 1 to 2007 code for a protein of 668 amino acids. Lineage: Eukaryota; Fungi; Ascomycota; Sordariomycetes; Hypocreales; Nectriaceae.